This is a messenger RNA of Hemibagrus wyckioides, 681 nucleotides long. RefSeq names its product pro-melanin-concentrating hormone (gene pmch). The coding region runs from base 63 to 524 and encodes 153 amino acids. The transcript has 3 exons. The record is from RefSeq and is a predicted model, not a curated record. Lineage: Eukaryota; Metazoa; Chordata; Actinopteri; Siluriformes; Bagridae. Gene Ontology annotation, molecular function: melanin-concentrating hormone activity; type 1 melanin-concentrating hormone receptor binding. Gene Ontology annotation, biological process: chemical synaptic transmission; behavior.
AAGCAUAGGUUUUGUGGGUUUGGGCAAAUCUGGUGCAAGCAAAUCAAGAAACUCUGGUCAUCAUGAUCAACUCAUCCUCGAUCAUUUUUGCACUUGCACUUUUGCUCAACUCGUUCCUUCUCUCAGCGACCUUAGCACUGCCUGCAAGUAGAAUUAAAGAUGAUACGGCAACCCAAGAUAGCGUUAGCUCUGUGAUGGACGAAGAUGUAGCAGGACCUGGUGAUUUCUCCCCAAGGAGAUUCCCUCUUGUAGAGGGAAGGCUGGCUGAUGAAGAUGGCACCAAGAGGAUCUUCAUCCUUUCAGAUUUAGGAUCAAAAGGGGCUUCUGGGAGUGACGCAAGCUCUGGUUUUGGCCGAGCCUUUCCCGUGCUAUCACCAUGGAGAAUCGACCGCGCUCUUGCUGCAACCCAGAAGGAUGAGUGGCACAAUGCAGAUGAUCUCAUCCCCAUGGCCAAGAGAAACACGGACAAUAAGAUGCUUCGGUGCAUGAUCGGGAGGGUGUACCGACCCUGCUGGCAAGCUUGAAGACGGAGGGGAAAACACAGUCACGACGUUCCUAAUGACUUGCUCUGGUCAUAUUCAUCAAAAUAUAUUCACAGAACCAAAAUUGACAAUCAAAUAAAACUUUAUUAAAACCAGAAAUGAUGUACAUGUGUGAUUAAAAAUAAAGAGAACAAUGUGA